Jatropha curcas is the source of this 1308-nucleotide messenger RNA. It is a transcript of the gene IRX15-L, whose product is annotated as IRREGULAR XYLEM protein (DUF579). The record is from RefSeq and is a predicted model, not a curated record. Lineage: Eukaryota; Viridiplantae; Streptophyta; Magnoliopsida; Malpighiales; Euphorbiaceae. Gene Ontology annotation, biological process: xylan biosynthetic process.
AUCUUUAAAUCAUUCCCUUCUUUUCUCAUUUCCAUCAAAACCUUGACCACAAAGAACAACAAAAAGAAGAGAGAAAUCUUUCUCUCUUGCACAAAAACAUGAAGAACAAUAACAAUAACAAUACAAAGCUUAUUCUCCUUCACCCUUAUAUCCAGAAACAAGGAAGCUCUAAUCGCUUAUGGCUUCUUGCCUUUGUUUCAUUUUUCACUAUUGCUUUUCUUGUAACUCUUAUAUACACAAGAGACUCUUUACCUAGUAAAACCGCCACAUCUGCUGCUGGCGCCGCCAUAACAACUGCCGCUUCCUCCUCUAUCUCCGCCAAUGCACCAUUACCUACCACUGUUAUCAAUACUCUUCUCCAUUAUGCUUCAAGAUCAAAUGACAGUUUCCAUAUGUCGUAUUCUGAAAUCAAACCCAUAUCUGAUGUUCUUAGAAAAUGCUCUUCUCCAUGUAAUUUUCUUGUUUUUGGGUUAACACAUGAAACCCUUCUUUGGAAAGCUUUAAACCACAACGGUCGAACAGUUUUUAUAGAUGAAAAUCGCUAUUACGCAGCCUAUUUCGAAGAGUUACAUCCAGAAGUCGAUGUUUUUGAUGUGCAAUACACAACAAAAAUGGGAGAGUUUAAAGAAUUGAUAGCUUCUGCAAAAGACCAAAUACGCAACGAAUGCAGGCCAGUUCAAAAUCUACUUUUCUCUGAAUGUAAGCUUGGGAUCAAUGACUUGCCCAAUCAUGUAUACGAAGUAGACUGGGAUGUUAUAUUGAUCGAUGGGCCACGCGGCGACGGACCAGAGGGGCCAGGGAGGAUGACACCAAUAUUUACAGCAGGAGUGUUAGCUAGAAGCAGAAAGGCCGGAAAUGGAAAGACUCAUAUAUUUGUGCAUGAUUAUUACAGAGACGUGGAGAAAGUGUAUGGGAAUGAGUUUUUAUGCAGAGAAAAUUUGGUAGAGGCUAAUGAUAUGUUAGCUCAUUUUGUGGUGGAAAAGAUGGAUGAGAAUAGCUUCCAAUUCUGUGGCAGCAAAACGUCAAAAUCAAAAUCAGUUUCUUGAUCAUCAUUUUAUAAAUAGUAAUUGUUUUGUUGGGUAUUAUAUGAUCAAGAAAAUUAAGCACAUAUAUAGUCAUCCUUGCAGUGGUAAAAAAUGGUAAGGUAAACGGAAAUUUAUUGUUAUUUAUCAUCAUUUGGAAGUUUUCAUCGACUUCUUUUUGUUUUCUUGGAAUUGGGGACUGGCAAGGAAAGUAAAAAAUAAUUCUUUUUUGGCAAAUUGUAAUUUGGUGUUAAUGAAAGCUUCAGUUCAUUCCAUCUAUGUGUUA